GAGACAGAAAGCUGGAGCCACAGAUAGAGGGACACAGCCUUAGAGCCAGACUGACAGGUUAAUCCAGGAAGCCAUUGAGAGUGCCUGGAAGCAGAGGCUGAUUUAAACUGAGUACAUUCAGAAACUAGCCCCAUCCUGCUCUUCAACAUGGACCAGAACUCCUCUGACCUCCAGAGCAAAGAGACAGCAGCUCCCAGCAGCAGGCAAACUGAAACGCAAGACUCUCUGAAAGUGACCUCGAGCCUCCUAGAUGCCACCCAAGGUCAGAAGGCUAACACGCAAACUCCUUUGCCCAUCAUCCACAUUCGCAAAUUAAGCAACGUGGAACCGUCAACGUCCACACCUAUGCCCCGAAGGGUUAGCAUCCAGGAACCACCAGCAUCUGUCUUUCUCCCUCUCAGGGUUAGUACACUGAGCUCACCAUCCCCAUCCACCAUUCUCCCUCGAAGGUUAAGUACUCAAGAGACCCUUCUUCAGGGUUCCCAGUCCAAUGUACAGGACAUACAGUCUGUGGCCUACAAUCGAUGGCUCAGUUCCAGAGAGUCUGCUUCCCUUAACCAUAAUCGCCGGCUCAGCAUCCUAAGCUCUCAUACCCUGUCCAGUGCCCAGUCAGAAAUUCGCAGCUCACAAACCGAAACUGAAAGCCACCCCUCCAUACCCCAGUCAUAUAGCCCCAACAGAAAACAAAUGCGGCCCAGUGUGGAUGUCCCCCCGUCCAUAACCCAGAGCCCACAGGCCAGCAUCAGAAGUUUCGAGUCCUUUGUCUGGGACUCCAAGGACAGCUUGAAAGAGAUUUCAGAUGACUCUUUGUCUAAUCACAGUACUCUAGGCAGCACCUCAAAACUGUCCAACAUUUCUACUAUAAUGAACUCUAGUAGGGCUCAGAGCAAAUGCUGGACACUGCUUCCCAUAGGCUGGAGGCUGUUGCUCGAAGCCAAGAAGAUAAGCAGGCACCUUAGCCUGGUGCUGACUGUGGCCGGCAUGGUGAUGCUCAGCCUCAUCGCCUUGUGGAAGCCCUGGAUCCACUUCCGAGUGCCUCUAGGACCCCCAGGGGACCCCGCUGGUCCCCAAACCAUCUCCAUUGACACCAUCUUCUUCAUGCGCUGCCCUGACAUCUCCUGCAUGAAUGAAUACGAUAAGAAUGCAUAUUUGCUGGACAUGGCCUGGGCCUGCAUCCUCAUCUCCGGUGUCAUGAGUUUCUGUGUAUUCAUGGGUCUCAUCAGCACUAUCUUCUUCCCUAGCACUAGCCUGCCCUUGAUGGACUUCUCUCUCUUCAUCUGCAGCCUCUUAACCGGGAUCAACAUCAUUCUGGGGGUCCUGUUCUAUCUGAUGCAAGCCCGAAAGUUCCUACAGGAAGGCAUGACCUACACCCUGGGAAGCAGUUUCUACCUUGCCUGGAUCAAUGUCUUCUUCUUCUUCAUGAUUGGUUUCUUCUCCUAUCUGAACUAUAUCAACUUCUGGUCUAUCCUGUCCCUCCAGCCCACAUGGUCUUAAGAUAUGACAAUGAACUAACAAUGGCUGUCAGCUGCCCCACCCCCAUACUCGUUAUGUAACUUCUGACUCCCUUCAACCCAGAAUACUAAUUUAUAUUUUAAAGAAAAAUAUCUUC
This is a messenger RNA of Mus caroli (Ryukyu mouse), 1609 nucleotides long. RefSeq lists its product as uncharacterized. The record is from RefSeq and is a predicted model, not a curated record. Lineage: Eukaryota; Metazoa; Chordata; Mammalia; Rodentia; Muridae.